AUGUCCAUCUUUUGUGUUUUCUUGUUCAGUCUUCUUCAACUCUCGCUAGCAGGACACAGCGUUGAAGAAUGGAAACAAAGAUCGAUAUACCAGAUUGUUACCGAUAGAUUCUCUUUAAAUAAAGAUACGCAUGAGCGGAUUCCAUGUGAUCCAGCUCGCUUUAUGUAUUGUGGAGGAACUUGGAAUGGAAUUCGAGAUCAUCUUGACUAUAUUCAAGACAUGGGCUUUGAUGCGAUAUGGAUAUCUCCUGUUUUCGAAAAUGAAGAGGGAAAUAAGAUUGAUGGUUGGUCCUAUCAUGGAUACUGGACUAAAAACCUGUAUGAACUGAAUCACCAUUAUGGAACAAAAGAAGAUUUUAAAAAUCUAGUAGAAGAGCUACACCGAAGAGAUAUGUGGAUACUAUUAGAUAUAGCCGUAAACUCUAUGGCACUGAAUGGACCCCUUGAGAAUAUAACGUUUGAUGGAGUAAUACCCUUUAACGAUCAGUCAUACUUUCAUCCAUUUUGUUGGGUUGAUUACGAAUUGAACGAUAUUGAAAUUGUGCAGAAUUGCUGGCUUGGAGAUGAUAAUCUAGUUUUAGCGGACUUAGAUACAGAAAAUCCAACUGUUGUGGAAACAUUGGUAAAAUGGAUUCACGAUGUGGUUGAGGAAUAUGAUAUUGACGGAAUUCGUUUCGAUGCUACAAAACAUGCUCCUAUCGAGUUCUGGUCGAAAAUGGCAGAGGCUGCUGGCGUAUUUACGAUUGGCGAAUACUUUACAGGAUCUCCAACUGAAGCCUGCGAUUAUCAGAAUGCAGGUUUAGAUUCCUUUUUAAACUUUCCUCUUUAUUGGCCUAUCACUUGGGCUUUUAACAAUACUGGUCUUCAAUGUGAGGCACUUGCAACGGUAAUUAGCCAAAUUCAUUCUCAAUGUCGGGAUGUGAAUGCCUUGGGAACGUUCAUUGGAAACCACGAUUUACCCCGGAUUAGUCACAAUAACACAGAUCAAGCCCGUGUCAUGAAUGCAAUCUCCUUUGUGAUGAUGUGGGAUGGAAUACCUAUAAUUUAUUAUGGGACAGAACAAAACUACAAUACCUAUCAUGAUCCUUUCAACCGAGAAGCACUUUGGUUGUCGAAGUACGACACAGAAAACGUUUACUAUAAAUUAAUCGCAAGCUUGAAUCAGUUUCGAAAGUCUGUCCAAAAGAAAGACCCAGAAUACGUAAAUACCCAAUCUACUAUCCUGAAAGUUCAACUUCAUUAUAUAGUGAUUCAGAAGCAUAAAGUUAUCAGUGUUUUAGGAAAUUGGGGUGUUCAUAGUCAAGAAGGCUUGACAAUUUCAUUUACCCCUUUGGGUGCUAACACUGAAGAUGUAUAUUUGGAUAUUAUUAGCGAUAAGGAGUACAAAGUGAAUCAGCAAGGCAAGCUAAAUGUUCAGAUUUUCCAUGGAUUUCCUGUUGUGUUGUAUCCCCAAACGCAGGAUCGGAUUUUGCUUCCCAACUUCACUCCUACUCUCUUACCAGAGACUACUUUUAUUCCUAGUAUCACGAUUACAACCCAUUAUGUGGAGCCCACGUACGAUGUCCCUUUUGGUUAUGAUAUGCACGAUCAUCCCGGUGGCCAACGAUUCUGGAAGUCCAUUAUUUCGCAAAAGAGCUCUUCAACUGAAAAGAAUCCAUCUCCUGGGAAAACACUUCCCAUUCUCUUAUCUUUUUUUACCUUCUUCUUGCCUAUCUUUGUUCUUGCAUGA
Messenger RNA from Schizosaccharomyces cryophilus OY26, 1728 nucleotides. Its product is annotated as alpha-amylase Aah2. Gene Ontology annotation, molecular function: calcium ion binding; alpha-amylase activity. Lineage: Eukaryota; Fungi; Ascomycota; Schizosaccharomycetes; Schizosaccharomycetales; Schizosaccharomycetaceae. The coding region runs from base 1 to 1728 and encodes 575 amino acids. The transcript is spliced from 4 exons. The record is from RefSeq and is a predicted model, not a curated record. Gene Ontology annotation, biological process: carbohydrate catabolic process.